AUGUAUGGUUACCGGUGCCCAAGAAGCCCCAGUGAUUUCUGGACAGAAUUGCAAAGUGACAGUCAAGGAGAGAGCAGCUUGGCUGCCACACAAAUGAAUCCACCCAAACGUCGCCGAGUGGAGCAGCAUCCCGGGACAGGUGCAGAAACACCCUCAGUUCUAGAAGCUCCGCACCAGGAUUCAUGCCAGUCCCUGGAACCUUCCCAGGUGCAGCAGGAUUCCAGCACAGAGGAGUUCAUCGUGAUCUUGGAAGAAGAGACAGAAGUGACGCUGAUCCUGGAAGAGGGCAUCAUUAUCCUGGCCCCAGAGACAGCCCUACAGCUGACCGUGGAUAACACCGCCCUUGUAAUUGUCCCUGAGCAGGACCUGAGGUCACCAGACAGCCUGCAGUCCCCUGUGCAGAUCCAGUACAUCUUGCCCUCCGUUGAUGACUUCACCGUGGAGAUCCAUGAUGAAGAUGGAGACAUCUCAGACAUGAGAAGAGAGAAUGCGCCUCUUGCGCCUGCAGAAGAGGGGGAGGCAGCACCCCUAUAUCAUCAGCCCUUGAUGAUGCCCCCAGCAAACCACAUGGCUGGGAUCAGCCCUUCUUUCCUAGUAACCCCGUUGUGCAUUCCACGCCGUCUGGCAGCCUUCCCCCAGCGCUACCCUCUACCGCCCACACCCAGUCCAGUGCGACGCAGUAAACCGGACGACUACAUUUUCAGCCUGCAUGGUAUGGAGCUGCUGUGCACCUCCUCCCUCAGACCUAUGCCCCCUUCACCAAGUCCUGGCCCCCAGAUCUAUCACAGGAUUCACCAUAGGCGGCCUCGCAAGGCACGAAGAUGUCUCUUCAGGGAGUGAUUUAACCCAAGAACCGCCCCCUCGAAUUGAC
This is a messenger RNA of Saimiri boliviensis boliviensis (Bolivian squirrel monkey), 871 nucleotides long. Its product is annotated as proline-rich protein 23D1-like. The record is from RefSeq and is a predicted model, not a curated record. NCBI's taxonomy places the organism in Eukaryota, Metazoa, Chordata, Mammalia, Primates, Cebidae.